UAAUGUUUGAGCUUUAGCAAGAAAGAAAAUAGGCUAGAAAACAUGACAACUCCCCUCACGCACACACGAAGAAGGGCAUGUGGCGUGACAUAAUGCAACAUAGAUCUCUAUUUACUCACGUUAUUGUGCAUGUAGACUACACAACUCCAUAAAAAUCCAUUUCUUCCCACCACUACCAUCCGAUCUCAAAGUAUGAGUGAAGAACUCCUUCAAAACGAAUCUCAUUCUCAGUCAUCCAAAUGAACGUGUUUUUCAAAAUGUUGUCUUUUCUAAUCUCAUUGUUGGACAUUAUUAAGCUUGUUAUUGCUUCCGCGACCUUCUUAUUCUUCUUAGCCUUUUCCGGUCUAACAUUCGCUGGUUCAGCCGUGGCAUUAGUUGUAUCCACACCGCUUUUCAUCAUAUUCAGCCCGAUUCUCGUACCCGCGACUAUAUCCACUACUCUCCUAGCCUCCGGGCUUGCGGCCGGUACCAGCCUCGGACUGAGCGCCAUUGGACUCAUCAUGAGACUCAUUAAGCCUGCGGGAGGAACUUCGUUGCUUUUUUCAUCCCCAACACCGUUGAAUUUGGUAACAUAUUCAGGUCAAUUCGAGGGAUCGGUGUUAGGAAAAACAUAUACUGGAACAUUCGAUAAUAAAUCGGGAGGUGGAAUUAAAUGGACUGUGACUUGGGGUAGUCGAACUUUUUCUGGAACAAUCCCAUUACCAGCGGCUGCUGCACCUGCUGCUGCUCCUGCUGCACCUGUUGCUGAAGCUGCACCUGCGGCACCUGCUGCUGCUCCUGCACCUGCGGCACCUGCUGCUGCUCCUGCUGCACCUGCUGCUGCUCCUGCUGCACCUGCGGCUGGAGCUGCACCACCUGCGUGGUAGAAACAUUGUUCGAGCUGUUCCAGCAUGCUGUAGCAUACGUAAAUUAAUUGCGUGUAAAUUAAUGAUUUAUUAAAAUAAAAGAAAAAUUAAUUAAUGAUUUAUGACUCAGAAACAAAAGAAAACAAGCCUACGUAAUGUUGAAUAAAAGUAAAAGACUGUGAUAUAAAGUUAAUGGAAAAAAAUAUGUAAUUGCAUUUUGUCUCCAAAAGAUGUAACGAUUUGUAGUAGAUUUUGCGUGAGGCUGUGGAGAAGAAGAAAUCGACUUUUUAUUAAUCAACAAAUCGGUUUGGAAUUGUUGGUUGAUAGUUUUGUGUAGUAUCAUGUGUUAGUUUUG
This is a messenger RNA of Brassica napus (rape), 1200 nucleotides long. RefSeq names its product oleosin-B6-like. NCBI's taxonomy places the organism in Eukaryota, Viridiplantae, Streptophyta, Magnoliopsida, Brassicales, Brassicaceae. Gene Ontology annotation, cellular component: monolayer-surrounded lipid storage body; membrane; extracellular region. The transcript has 2 exons. The record is from RefSeq and is a predicted model, not a curated record. Bases 240 to 866 code for a protein of 208 amino acids. Gene Ontology annotation, biological process: lipid storage; sexual reproduction.